This is a messenger RNA of Venustampulla echinocandica, 2331 nucleotides long. RefSeq lists its product as uncharacterized. The transcript is spliced from 3 exons. Lineage: Eukaryota; Fungi; Ascomycota; Leotiomycetes; Helotiales; Pleuroascaceae. Gene Ontology annotation, molecular function: protein binding. The record is from RefSeq and is a predicted model, not a curated record. Bases 1 to 2331 code for a protein of 776 amino acids.
AUGGCAGAAGCUUUUGCUGUAGUCGGCCUUGUUGCUGCCAUCAUUCAAUUCGCCGAGUUCAGCUCAAAGAUUGUCGAGAGGCUCCAAGAUUUCCAUUCGAGUGUGGACGAGGUCCCGAAAGCCUUCCGCGACAUUAAGGUAGAGCUGCCUUUGUUGCUCGACACACUCAAACGGACACAAGCACAAGCAGAAUCUGGGGAUAUUAGCAGGGAGACCCAAGAGGCACUCUUACCGGUCGUCAAGGGAUGCCGUUCUCAAGUAGAUCUGCUUGACAGCACACUCGUCAAGGCGCUUCCUAAGCCAGGAGACUCUUCAUGGCGACGAGGCAUGAGGGCGUUCUCGAGUGUAGGCAAAGAGAAGAAGGUUGAGCAAAUCACUUCGAAAUUGCACAAAUACGUACAAACCCUCACAUAUCAUCAAGUGACCGGUCCAGCAAAGCUAGUUAUACGGCCAUCAAAGCCGUGCUUUAUAAUGCCUUUCGACAGAGAUCAGAGCUUCGUUGGACGUGGGGACAUAUUGGAGGAGAUACAGAGCAGGUUCAACAAUCAGCGUCGAGUAGCUCUUGCUGGCAUCGGGGGUGUGGGGAAAUCCCAGAUAGCUAUUGAAUACUGCUAUAAAUGGCACGAACGACACCCUCAAGGGCAUGUUAUCUGGAUGCAUGCCAGUACCCAGGCCAGACUGGAUCAAGCAUACAGGGGCGUUGCGAGAAAGCUACAUUUAGCUGAUUGUGACAAUCCAGAGACUAAUAUAUUUGAAAUGGUAUUUGAAUGGUUAUGCGAUGAGGAUCAUGGACCAUGGCUACUCGUGGUAGAUAACGCCGAUGAUAUAGAGACGUUUUUCGGUCCUACAUCUGACACGUCACAAGUAAGAGGUAAAUCGGCAAUACCCCUUGCUAAGUUUCUCCCGCGAAGUCCGGAUGGCUCUAUGAUAAUCACGACAAGGGACAAGAGGAUUGGUGACAGAUUGGCAGAUAGAGCGAAGACAAUUAUGGUUUUGCCUAUGGUAAACCGAGAAGCGGAUAAUCUAUUGCGUUUGACCGUCCCAAUCCAGAGUGGUUCAGAAGAAAGCGAAUCAAAGGAGCUUCUGGAUGCCCUAGGAUAUCUACCACUUGCUAUCACUCAAGCUGCAGCUUUUAUCAAUGAGAAUACUAUGACGGUGGUAGAAUACCUAGAAGCCUUUUAUUCUAGUAAUUCGGAGUUGCAAGAGCUUUUGAGUCAAGAUUUAGGAGAUCCUAGAAGAGAUUUGGAUACACAAAACUCUAUUACAAGAACAUGGAAGUUAUCUUUUGAUCAGAUAAGCCGACAAAAGCCAAGAGCUGCAGAGCUUCUCUCUCUUAUGUCUGUUCUGGAUCGGCAAGGUAUCCCAAAGACACUUCUUCAGAAUGAUAAUGAACAAGGGAUCGAAUUCACUACUGCUCUUGGAACAUUGCAAGCCUUCUCAUUGAUCGGCAUUGAGAAGGGAGGAACAAAGUAUGAAAUGCAUCGACUCGUGCAAUUAUCAACACAAAACUGGUUGGAGUUGCAAGGUACAAAAGCGAAAUGGCAGGCUAAAGCACUAGGCCUAUUAGCAGGAAGAUUUCCGAGUGGUGAAUACGAGACAUGGAAUGAAUGUGAAGUUCUUCUUCCACAUGCAGAGGCGGUCGUCGGUUAUACGUCUACGACAGGUUCUCAUUUACUGCAAUAUGCAGAGCUUUUGCAAAAGUUGGCCAGAUACGACACCGAGCAAGGUCGGUAUAACAUAUCUCACAGCAGGCUCACGAAGUCAUUGACCGUUCGUGAAGCAGUGUUAGGGGAGGAGCACACGGACACACUAGUGAGCAUGAACGAUCUGGCGGUUGUGCUCAACUACCAGGGCAAGUACGGCGAGGCCGAGGCGAUGCACCGCCGGGCGCUGGAGCUAAGGCAGACGGGGCUUGGGGAGGAGCACCAGGACACGCUAAUAAGUAUAAACAAUCUAGCGGUUGUACUCGUAUGCCAGAGGCAAGUACGACGAGGCCGAGGUGAUAUACCGCCGGGCGCUAGAGCUAUGGGAGGCGGAGCUCGGGGAGGAGCACCCGUCUACAUUAACAAGUAUGGACAACCUAGCAGCUAUACUCGUAACCCGGAGCAAGUACGACGAGGCCGAGGUGAUAAACCGCCGGGCGCUAGAGCUAUGGAAGGCGGAGCUCGGGGAGGAGCACCCGUCUACAUUAACAAGUAUGGACAACCCAGCAGCUAUACUCGUAACCCGGAGCAAGUACGACGAGGCCGAGGUGAUAUACCGCCGGGUACUAGAGCUAAGGCAGAUGGUGCUCAAGGAGGAGCACCCGGACAUAGUAGCGAGUAUAAAUAA